CUAGAACCCAUCAAACAAAAAAAAGCACCAGUUUUCGCCCAGACUACGAUAUAAAAACUUCCAUUUGUUUUUAAAUCCAUAUCUCGAGAACCCAUAUCGACCCGACCCGAGACAAAAAUCAACGCAAUGCAAUUCGAACAGACUCAGCAAACCUGGCCACGCAAAGAGCCCAAUGGUGUAGAUAGCGAUCUCACUUCUAAUACUGCAACCAAUGGGUCCACUGAGCAUACUACCAGCAUUCCACCCAAUAAAGAAGGCAAAAGGUAUACUAUGAACCAGGCGUUUAACAUUUGGUUUGGCAACAAAGACAGUAUCCUUACGGAUGUGUCGGUAGCUGUCAAGGCCGGUGAAAACUACAAACAGUCACAGCCUCAGCCCAUCUACCACUUGGAGUUUUCACACAACUCUUCCGAAGACAUCCCGCUGUCUAAAGAUGGCGCAGAGCUGGCUUUUUCAGUUGAACAGAAUGCCAAUGGGUCCACCGGAAAUACUUAUCCUGGGCUUCCUCCCAAUCUUUCAAAACCCAAUUCUUUUGCCCAGGAUGUGACCCAGGAAUCACCGCCAUUGGUCUUGCUUCAACCGGAAAACAUCCACUGGGUCUACCUUGACCCUGCGGGCAACGAGCAAGGUCCGUUCACGGGGGACAUAAUGCAAGAGUGGCUUACUGAUGGCUAUUUGUCUUUGGACUUGAAAAUUCGCAGACAAGAGGAAACACGCUUCCAGACUUUGAAGGAGUUCUGCGAAGCUGUGCAAAAUUUCAUUCAGCCCUUCAAGAUACCUCUUCCUCGUGUGGCCUCGGAGUCUACUCAAAUGCCUAUGUCUGGGGCAUUCCAGCAUCAGGCACACGACCCUCAUUUGCCCGCUGAGAACAGCAGUGCAUUUGAUGGCAAGGGGGCUUUUCAAAAUGGGGUGCCCUCUGCUGCCCCGCAGCACCUGCAACUGUCAUUUGGAGCAAACAUGUAUUCGCAGCUCUUGCCAAACGGUGGAUUAGGUGCAGCUAACAUUCGCACACCCUCUUCUAACCCGUUAUUUGAUUUCAUGGGUCAGUCCGAUUACCCGUUGAUGAAUGCACCAUAUUCAUCUGGAAACCAGUUUGGCAUAGAUGCCAUGAACCCCAACCUUAACUUCAAUCAAUUGCAUAUGCCGUCCUUGCUUCAGCAACAGAUUCUGUCCCAGCAACCUCUGUUGUCCAGAUCGAACAGUGGAUGGGGCAUAGACAGUUCUUUGCAAGGCAGUCUUCCUUCGACACCAACCACUGCACCUGCGCCCGUUCCAUUGGGAAUGAGUCAAAACCUGUUAGGUCAGUCAUCUUUAGGUCAGUCUGGUUCGAUGUCUCCUUGGAUCAACAGAGUCCAGACAAUGUCUCGUGUGAGCUCUCCAUUUGUUCCUAAUUCUACACUAGCUAAUGACCCAAGCGAGAAAGUGGAAGACAAUUUGCUCCAAGACCUUCAUAGUUCCAUGGUGAGUGGAAUCUUGAGAGAUGAAGAUCAUACGCGCUUGUCCAGUGAUUUGUUGUCCGAAUUCUCCUCAAGCAAUGUUCAUUCAGGAGCUCAGAAUAUCAAUGGUGUUCAGUCUGAAUCGGAGAAGCCAUCGACUGCCCCUGUUGCAAUCGCCUCCAACGAGGUGCUCGCGUGCGAUGCUACUCAAGUCGAUGCUGCAACGAUUGAACCCCAGCCAGUUGCGACCGGGUCCUCUGUUGACUCUUCGGAAAAUUUGAAGUCUGAGGAUGGAUCAGCGGUCUCCAAAUCUGAAGACGUUUCGCGUUCUGCAGCAACCCCCACAGUCAAAGCUCCUUGGGCAAAUUCUGCCAAGCAGGACUCUCCCCCGCUUACUUUAAAACAAGUUCAAGAGCUAGAGGCUGAGCGUUUGCAGAGAGAAAAACAAUUGAAGGCUGAGAUGAAGCAAGAAAUCGCUUUAGCUAACGCGCUUGCGGCUUCAAAGUUAGAGGAAAAGACCCCAGAGAAAGUCACUUUCAACUGGGCGACCUCUAAGCCCCUGGCCACAAAAAAGACGUUGGCGGAGAUUCAGAAAGAAGAAGAAGCAGAAGCUCUCAAGCUGAGAUCUGCGAAGUCUGUUAGUUCAGGAAAUUCCAAGGUCUCUUUAGCCACUGCUUUAGCCAGCACUCCCGUCAAGGAAAAUGGAGGUGCAUGGACCACUGUUACCCCGAAGAAGCCAACUUUGAAGAAACAAGUCUCGACUCCUGCGCAGCCAUCCAUCUCAUAUUCUUCUCUUUCUGGAGCAAUCAACCCUCAAGCUUUACGUCACGCAUCAUCAGGAAUAGUGCCCACCGUUUCCGUCAACACUCAAGCAAUCAAGGAGGACUUUUUAGUGUGGGCACGGUCUGCCAUGACCAACUUGUACCCCUCCGUUUCCAAAAAUGACCUUCUCGAGGUCUUCACAACUUUGCCGUUAUAUGGUGAAUCUGCUCAAUUGAUCUCUGAAACAAUCUACAGCUCGUCGGCCACUAUGGAUGGAAGAAGAUUUGCCCAAGAGUUUAUGAAGAAGAGGCAACAAGUUGAAAAACAAGUCGGGCCAUCCGCUCCAGAAUCCUGGUCCAGCGCAAUCAUCUCCAGCGCGGACAAAGUUCCCGCUGUCGAUGAUGAAGGAUGGAGCACUAGUGUGAAGUCCAAAAAGAAGGGCAGAAAAAACUAAAGCCAUAUGUAGAAGCAGGAAAAUAUCGUUAACUUAUACAUAUUUAACUUAGGUCUACAAUACAAGCGAGUGUUUAGGAGCACUGUACCAACACCCAG
Molecule: messenger RNA, 2750 nt
Organism: Metschnikowia bicuspidata var. bicuspidata NRRL YB-4993
Lineage: Eukaryota; Fungi; Ascomycota; Pichiomycetes; Serinales; Metschnikowiaceae
Exons: 2
Coding region: 127-2652 (841 amino acids)
Molecular function (GO): protein binding
Source: RefSeq, a predicted model, not a curated record